Meloidogyne enterolobii is the source of this 795-nucleotide messenger RNA. The record is from the annotation of a GenBank genome assembly. Lineage: Eukaryota; Metazoa; Nematoda; Chromadorea; Rhabditida; Meloidogynidae.
AUGUUUAUAAUUCCCCCACCAUCAACAAAUAACUGUGUAACAACAGCCCAAAUAAUGGUUGCUGCCGCUGCAGCGGCCGCAACUUUUGGUACUUUUCCUUCUCAAUCAUCAUUUGCUGAUCUUUUUGGAAAUUUAAAUAAUAAUUUAAAUUUACAACAAAAUAUUUUGGGAUCAGAAGAUGAUGGGGAUAAUUUAAAUAUUAAUAAUGAACAACAAACUUUCCAGCAACAAUUAAAUAAUGUAUUAAAUGCAGUCUCAACAAAACAUGUAUUUAAUAAAUUUGGAUUAGAUUUUACAAAAGAAAAUGAUGGAGAACAACAACAAUAUUUAAAUUUAACACCAACAAUAUUUAAUUUACCUUCCUUUUAUUCUUCUAAUAAUGAUUUAAAUAAUUUUAAAAAUGAUCAAGAAUUUAAUUCUUCUUUUUCUUCAUCAACUCCUCAUCAACAUAUAUUAACAGAACCAGAAUUAAUUAAAAAUAAAGAAAAAUCAGAACCUUCAAUAAUUAAAACAACAACAAAUAAUUUUAAAAAGCAAAAACGUUCACAAUCAGUAAAUACAACAAUUAAUUAUUUAAAUAAAGAAGAAAAAAUAAAUAAAACAAUUAAUGAAAAUAAUAAAGAAAGAAUUUUAAUUAAACAAAGGGGGAAAAUAAAAGAAUCGUCAAUAAAUGUUUCUUUAAAUUUAAAUGGAAUUAUUUAUAGAGGAAUUUUAUUUGCUUGUUUUAAUAAAAAUAAUUUGGAAUUAAAUGAAAAAGAUGACUGGGAAUUUUUAAUAAAAGAUGAAAAUAAUUAA